CAAGAUUAGGGAGCAAAAAAAAUCUCUCUCAAUGGGCUAUCUGCCUACCUGUGGCCGCGAGCUGUUCUUCAGCACCACACCUUCUUCAGCCCACGGAGGAAAGGAGGCCAUCACUUUAUUUUUCCUAGCCACUGUGCUUCUACACCUGCAUUGCUUGCUGUUUGGGGUUUUAGGCUGGGUUUCUGUGCAGCACUUUGAGAUAUCAGCUGAUGUAAGAAGGGCUUUAUAAAUAAAUGUGAUUUGACUUUAUCUAAUCACUUCAUAAUUAUUGGUGAGGGACUGAUGCGUUUGCUGGAUUUUGAACUAUGCAAUCUCGUAAGGAGGGACUAAUACCAUUUUUCAACCCCUCUGAGUUAAAACUACUACGGAUUUAAGAUGUCGGACUCUUUAUUGAAAUGUAUUUUGUGUACACUUCCAUUCAUUUUAGCGUUCGCACUUUUGGGAAUAAGAACAGAUGCUGCAUCUGGAGAAGGACCUAUUCUUCCUGAUGGACAGGAUCUUUAUUUCAAAACAGUUGGCAUUUCACCCAUUCUAUCAGUUCCUCAAAGCAUAGUUCAUUCACCUGUCCUCAAGGUUUCAAACAAGGACCAUGGAGCUACCCACCGGCAGAAGCGCAAUGUCCUUUUCCCCAGCGGGGUCAAACUCUGCGGGCAGGAGAGUGUGCAACAAGCCAUCGCAAAUCAUCUCAGCUACUUUCACCUUCGAGUGUGUCAGGAGACUGUGUGGGAAGCCUUCAAGAUUUUCUGGGACCGCCUCCCGAACCAGGAGGAGUACCAGACCUGGAUGAGGCGGUGCCUGGACGGCACGACCACCGCUCUGGAGAUGGGCAACAACUUCAGCCAAUCAGAGGAGCACCUGGCUCUGGUUGAGAGUAGAAUGUCAGUGACGGGGUUAAAAAGUGAUGCCACCAACUCAUGGUUACAUAUGUGCAGCACCCAGACUCCAGACACAGAACAGGAGGCUCAAGAGGUCGUCGGUGAGGUCAUCAUAGAGGGGCCAGAGGCUGCGGAGGCGGAGCCUUCCAAAGAACCCACAAAUGACAUAGAGAUGGAGGUGUUGGCGCGGGUCCACCUGGAGCAGGUGGUGGAGCUCAGUAUCCUGUUGAAGGGAGAGAGGUACAGCGAUGCUCUCAGAGACCCUGCCAGCCUCCAGUACCAGACACUCAACCAGCAGUUCACUGACAAGAUAAAGGAUGCUGUGGGGGGACUGCCAGGCUUUAAGAGUGUGGCUGUGCUGCAGUUCAGGCUUCAGAAGGAUGCCCAAGGGUUGGAUGGUGUGGUGGUGGUCUAUGCGGUGACAGUGGAGGUGGAAGGGGAGGGGGUGAGCAGUGACCAGCUGGACUACCUGACCCUGCAGUCCAACCUGGUGGAGAACUCCUACAGAGAGGUGAAGGAGAGGAACUACAUCACUGAGGCCCAGCACGAGGACAACAUUAUCAGUGAUACAACUCUGGUCCUCGACCCUGACUCACUGCAACUAUAUACUGUGUCCAGUGUUACUGAGUCCUUUGAACCCACCUCUGGAAUACCCGAGGAUUACACCAACGGCAGUGUGGAGGACAUGUUGGCUGUUGAGACUCCAACCGAGGUUGAAGCACAGGAUGUAGCGACGGGGGAGAAUGAUGUCAUUGUUGUAGAGGAGAGCAUGACCCUCCCCGCUGAGGUGACCAUCGAUGACACACGCAUCGAGGAGGAGGUUCUGCUGUUGGGGAACACCGUGUCUACAGAGAGCCCUUUGUUGGAGGACCUCCCUACAGACCCUACCUCCCCUGAGCAGCCAAAGGGUGCUACGCUCCCCGAGCCUCCUCUGGAGAUUGAGGCCUCUGGUUCAGGUGUUAAAGUACUGAAGGACUUGCACUUCCAGCCUGAGGAAGAAGAAGCCAUAGAAGAAGAGCAAGCUCCAGAAGAGGAACUGACCAUAGAAGAAAAGGUAGUUCCGGAAGAGGUAAUCAUCGAGGAAGAUAUCCAAACAGAGGAAGCAGAAGCGGUGGUCUCCGAGGAAGAUAAGGUAGAGGAGGAAACAGUGGAGGUCCCUGACACAGUAGAUGUUCUAGAAGAGGAAGCUGGACCCUCUGAAGACCUAGAGUACUCCAUAAUAGAGACGGAGACCAUUGAAGAGGUAGAGGAAGAGGCCCCUGCCUUCGUCCCUGUGGAAAUGAUGGAAGCUCCCGAGCCAGUAGGGGGCCUCGGUGUCCCCGAAAAUCCCCUUGCCAUUGCGACUCUGCCCCCAGAUGAACCUGAAGAGGAGACUAACGUGGUGCUGGCUUAUCCAGAAAUAACUGAAUAUCGAGAGGAAAUUGAGAGCUUAGAGGGACCAAUCAUCGAGAAGCCAUUAACUAAAGUGGAUGCUGUGGAAGUGGAGGAAGAGGUGGCAGAAGAAGUGGUCGUUGAAGUUCCGGACAUUUCUGAGAUCUCGGAGGAGGACUUGGUAGAAGACGAGAUCUUAUUGGUCGAUGAGGCUGCUCCGGACGCCACCCACACCACCCCUCUCUCUGCGGAGAAAGAGUCACCCUUCACCCGAGUCUCUGAUUUCAUAGUAUUGGAGGAGGUUACAGAGGCCACAGCCCCGGACACAGCCCCAGAACCAGAGGUAGAACAGGAGGACCAAGGGGUCACCCCAGCUCUCAUACCCGCCGAGUACCACCCUGAUCCCGACAUUUCUAUCACUCUGGAGCUGCAGACGAUAGACCCUGUGACAGACUAUGACCUGGUCCACUUCGGCGGGACAAACCAAACAGAGGAAGGGAGCAGUGGGUACCCUUCUGGAGUGGUAAAUGGUACAGACCACAGCAUUGCCAUGCCAAUCAACCCAGGGCGGGCUCUGAUGGUGUUCUUUAGGCUGAGGGUCACCAACAUGAUGUUCUCAGAUGACCUCUUCAAUAAGAGCUCUGCAGAAUACAAGGCCCUAGAACAAAGGUUCCUCGAGCUGCUGGUCCCCUACCUCCAGUCCAACCUUACUAACUUCCAGAAUCUGGAGAUCCUGAACUUCCGGAAUGGGAGUAUCGUGGUCAACAGCCGGAUGAAGUUCGGGAGGCCGAUGCCUCGCGGCGUCAACAAUGCAGUCUACUUGAUCCUGGAAGACUUCGCUAACACAGCCUACCAAACUAUGAACCUGGCCAUCGACAAGUACUCACUGGAUGUAGAGUCAGGUGACCAGGCCAACCCCUGUAAGUUCCAGGCGUGUAAUGAGUUUGCCCAGUGCUCUGUGAACCGCUGGUCUAGCGAGGCGGAGUGUGUGUGUAAUGCUGGCUACUUCAGCGUGGAAGGUCUGCCCUGUCAGAGCAUCUGUGAACUGCAGACAGACUUCUGUAUGAACGAUGGGAAGUGUGACAUCAUACCUGGACAGGGGGCCAUCUGCAGAUGUCGUGUAGGGGAGAACUGGUGGUACCGUGGAGAACACUGUGAGGAGUAUGUGUCAGAACCUCUGGUGGUCGGCAUAGCGAUAGCCUCUGUAGCAGGUUUCCUAUUGGUGGCAUCUGGUGUGAUCUUCUUCCUGGCGAGGACACUACGGGAUCAGUACGAUAAGGAUGAGGCCGAGGACCCCAUACGGCGAGGGGAGAGUAUCCCGUCUCUAGAGAGGGCCACUAAGUACAACCCCAUGUAUGAGAGUGAGGCCACGACGGGCUACAGCCACUACUACCGCCGCUACCCAGAAGCCCCGGUCUACAGCAGCGCUAGCGCCGAGGCCUCCACAGACUUCAGCAGUGAGGAGAUACGCCACAUCUACGAGAACAGCGAACUGACCAAGGAGGAAAUCCAGGACAGGAUACGCAUCAUUGAACUCUAUGCGAAGGACCGGCAGUUUGCAGACUUUGUGCGGCAGCAUCAAACUGCCCUGGAUACACGCAGACAGAGCACCCUUGAUAAACGCAGAGAGAGCACGUCCACGUAGCCCUGUAUGGGACACUCAGCUGUAUGCUGGACAACAAGGUACCUUAUCCUUAACUUUGCUCUUUCCCCGCCCUGCUCUUCCUCCUUUGUCAGUGCCUUCUCUCGAUUGGGUGAGCUCUGCUGGAAUGGGUGUGGUGGCUGUGGGCAUAUCUGCUGCUCAUUGGAUGUCUUCCUUUGGGGGAAGACCGGCCCCCCUCCAUUUGGAAUCAUAUUCGUUACUUGAAAUGAUGACAAACAAAACGCAAUGCUCUCUAGGAUACCUGUUCUUUAGGUAGCAGAUAAGACAUGAUAGAGUAUUACAUUAGCAUUUAAUGUCAUAUCUCACCCAGUUGUUGUUGACGGAAGAAUGUAGCACUGUGAAAGUGUAAAUAUUUAUCCCAUUGGAAUGUUGGAUAGGUACUGUAACGUGUGAUUAUCACUCUAUCUGCUAAUGUGUUGUAUGGACUGUUAUGGUUAAAGAACUGUAUGAAAGGGAUGGUCUAUACCAGGGGUGCACAACUCAGGACCUCAGGCAACUCAGGACCUCAGGCAACUCAGGACCUCAGGCAACUCAGGACCUCUGGCAAAUCAGGCCCUCUGGCAAAUCAGGCCCUCUGGCAACUCAGGCCCUCUGUCAACUUCUGCAGGGACUAAAAGCAGCAGAUAUUGUUGCCCUCUGGACCAGAGCUGUGCGCCCUUGUUCUAUACCCAGCUGGAGGUUGUUGGAGAUUGAGCUCAGUUGACUGGCCAGUGUCUGUGCUGUUCUGGGUGCUAUGGGAUCUCUGUUGUCUGAGUUUCUGGCUAGUAGUAAGCCUAGGUAGUGUUCUCCUGAAGUUGGGAGAAGCUAGUUGGAUGCACUCUGUGGGCAGAUCUUAAAUCUCAGCCCUCUAUGGCUCUGGUGAAAAGUAGUGCACUAUAUUGGGAAUAGGGUGUACUUUGACAUUUUAGGAAAAGUGGACAAAUGAAGGGCGAAUCUUCCAUUUUUGUUCAGCUGCAAUAAUUUCCCCCCUCUUCUUUCCCUCCUUCUCUAUCCCUCACUCUCUCUCUACAUCAGGAAGCAGUUGGAGUUUGUUUUCUGUAGGAAAAAAAAGUAUUACGAGAGAGGGGGGGAGGGAGGGAGAGUGGGAGAGGGGGAGAGAUUUUGCUGAAGGACCAAAAUAUAAGUGAAAACACAUUUAGAAUGGAAACAAUCUUCAAGGGGAUUUGAUCAGGCAGUCUGUUUCCAGAUAUGUGUUAGAAAACAUUCAAGAAAGUAUAUCAAAUGUACAUGCGUAAACAACAUGUGCUCUGUGGAUAAGCAAACUCUUAGCAGCGGCUUUUAAAUCAAAUAAAAAUGAACCAGAAACGUCAAAAUGGUCCAUUCUGUAACCACUAGUUUGGACACCGUCCUUGCUUUACCCUGUAAGUAUUUCUCAUGAAGAGGACUGGUUUCCAGUGAAUCCUCAAAGUUGCAUCUCUUCAUGCUGUAGGUUUACUUUUCCACAUUUGUUUUGACUGUGAAUAGUCAUAGGAAAUCAUAAGAAUACACAGGUUGAACUCAAAUGGCAACAUAUUCCCUAUAGUGCACUACUUGCCUAAAGUAGUGCACUACUUGCCGAAAGUAGUGCACUAUACAGGUUAAAGUGUCCAUUUGAGAUGUGACCACAGACAUUUAAGAUGUUUCCUGAUUUAGGUUUACAUUUCAUGUUAUCCUGUCCUUUUCUCUCAGGCUUCUGUAUGGCUCCACACAAGCGAGAACACGGGUUACUGUGGUUGAGCACAAGCUUACCUUCCACUUAUGAUAUCGUCAUGCCUUUUCAAUCUGUGUGUUUGUUUUAAUACACAUUUUCUCGUGUGCAUAAAGUGGUUUUCUCAACAUUCUCUUCCUUCAUCGGGACUCAUAGCCAAUGGGAUGGAUCCAGAACGCUGUGAUGUAAAUACUAUCCGAGUGUCGUGGUAUGUUCUUUACACUAGAAUGUCAAUGGAAUGCGCUUGAAGUGUGGACUUGUUUUGUUGUACAAAAUGAUGAUUAUUUUUUAACGUAAGCACUGGUGGAUAUUUAAACAAAUAUUACAUUACUACUUGCAGUUAUGUCAAUGUUUAUUCUUAAAAAAUAAAAUGAAGCAAUAAAUUAAAAAAACGUU
Oncorhynchus nerka (sockeye salmon) is the source of this 5992-nucleotide messenger RNA. RefSeq names its product interphotoreceptor matrix proteoglycan 2a (gene impg2a). The record is from RefSeq and is a predicted model, not a curated record. NCBI's taxonomy places the organism in Eukaryota, Metazoa, Chordata, Actinopteri, Salmoniformes, Salmonidae. Bases 376 to 3891 code for a protein of 1171 amino acids. The transcript is spliced from 19 exons. Gene Ontology annotation, molecular function: heparin binding; hyaluronic acid binding. Gene Ontology annotation, biological process: visual perception.